AUGGACUCCUCCAAAAUUAACAAUGCUAUAGUCGACGCCAUAAACGACUACUUUAGCAAUCUGUACGCCUUCCUCGAAAUGCUCAUCACCCGCUUCUGCAAAAACCUCUACCAUUCCUUCGCCGACAUGACCAUGCACCGCUGGACGAAAGUCGGUCUCUGCGUAGUUGGCUACAUCCUCAUUCGUCCCUACAUCGAGGCCUUCUUCAAGAAAAUGCACGACCGAGACCGCAAGAAGCAGCAGGAGAAGGAGCGGGCCGAGGCUGCAGCCAGGGGGAAGGCUAAGGUCUCUGCAAAUGCACUGCGGGGUGGUGCUGCUGCGGAUGGUGAGGGGAAGGUGCUAGGCGAGGUUGAGAACACGGACGACGAGCUUGAGGGAGAGGAUGCGGAGGAGUUUGCGACGGCGAGUGGGGUGCCAGAGUGGGGAAAGAAUGCUAGGAAAAGGGCGAAGAAGCACCAAAAGAAGCUUGAGAAGGAGGCCGCGCAGGGCAAGGGUACCAGAUUGUCGGAAGAUCAACUUAUGGAGCUUCUGGAUUGGAGUGAGUCCGAAGACGAAAAGAAGGCUUGA
Messenger RNA from Aspergillus calidoustus, 567 nucleotides. NCBI's taxonomy places the organism in Eukaryota, Fungi, Ascomycota, Eurotiomycetes, Eurotiales, Aspergillaceae. The record is from the annotation of a GenBank genome assembly.